Molecule: messenger RNA, 8160 nt
Organism: Acipenser ruthenus (sterlet)
Lineage: Eukaryota; Metazoa; Chordata; Actinopteri; Acipenseriformes; Acipenseridae
Product: xin actin-binding repeat-containing protein 1-like
Exons: 4
Coding region: 350-7897 (2515 amino acids)
Biological process (GO): actin filament organization; actin cytoskeleton organization
Cellular component (GO): focal adhesion; stress fiber
Molecular function (GO): actin filament binding
Source: RefSeq, a predicted model, not a curated record
ACAAAGUGACACAGAACAGAGUGCAGAGCAGGGCUCCUGCACACACAGCAAGAGACCAGCAGAGAACUAAAGGGACAUUUACAACCAUUCCUCUAGGACAAGAAGAAAUAACUGACGAAAAGGGGGGCUCGCUUUUGUAAGUGAGAAGAGGCCAUCGAUUUCAGAACCCAGAGCCACAAGCUGCACAGCAGACCAGGACCUCGACAAACCUGUGCCUUCUGUGAAAGAGCGAUCUGCUCGCUACCUGUCGAGAACAGCAGCUGUGAGCCCCAGAGCCAGCCCUGUAAAGCCAGUUGUUUUGACACAGGAGAGUGCUAUUGUUUCUGAUAACACGUCUAAAGCAAGGAAGAUGGCAGAGAACACCAAACAAACACAGGUUUCAAAAACAACAAAUGGCCAUAACCUGGAAGAAGAUUUGCCACCCCCUUCACCACCUGGACCCCAGCAGGAAUUGUUGGCCCCAACUGAAGAGCAGGACCCAAGCUUCAUACCAGUACCCCCUCCCAAAGAAACCUUCUGCACUUUCUAUCAACAGCAACAGAAGAACGAGCUGAAGAGGCUCUACAGGCAUAUGCACCCAGAGCUGAGAAACAAACUUGAGGUGGUUGUGAGCAAGGAGCUGGAGGAUAUGAUGAACUCAGACCAAAUCCAAGCCCUUGCAGCUGCUGAAGCUGGGCUUCAGGGGGAGGUUCAAUCCAUGCGUUGGAUAUUUGAGAACUGGAAGUUGGACUCCAUUGGAGAGCACCAUGCUACUAAAAAGAUGCUGGAGGACGAAACUGUCCCUGGUGGAAAUGUGAAGGGCACCUCUUCCCUAUUUGAACACCAGUCCGAACAAAGCACCCUACUCUCCACCUCAAAAACAGCAUUCGAGAACGAACAAAUAAAAGGGGCCGUUCACACAGCUACAUGGCUGUUUGAGACACAGCCGCUGGACUGCUUAAACAAACUGUACCCAGAGGAAGGUGAAAUGGUGGAGGCGGUGCUUAAAGAGCCCAUGCAAAGAGGAGACGUGAAAGGAGCACGGCUUCUGUUCGAGUCCUGUCCUUUAGAUGCACUGGGGCGCUGCAACUCUGUGGAAGAUCGCAGCAUCCUGAAGCUGAGAUCUGAAAUACAGGAACAGAAAGGGGAUGUUCAAAAAACCCUGAAACUCUUCCAAACAGAGCCUUGCUGCGCCAUUAGGGAUGGCACUGGGAACAUUUAUGAAAUCAAGUCCAUAUGCAGAGAGGAAAUUCAGAGCGACAGUGUCAAGACAGCACGCUGGCUGUUUGAGACUCAGCCCUUGGAUUUAAUAAACAGGGACAGAUCAGAGGUCAGGAUCAUUAGGGGAAUCUCCUUGGAAGAGGCACAAAAGGGAGGGGUUGAUAAGAAAAGAUGGAUGUUUGAGACUCAGUCUUUGGAUACCAUCCAUGAAAGCAUCCAACAGGAAAAGUUCCAAGCAAGCACAGAGGUAGUGGAAAGGGCUGAUGUUGACAACAAACGCAUUCUCUUCGAGACCCAGCCACUAGCUGCACUUAAAGGGGAAUGUUCAAAGGACACUUCCUCCAAUGAAGAGAUAGUUGGAGGGGAUGUGAGAUCAACCAUGUGGUUGUUUGAAACACAGCCCAUGGAAAACCUUAAGGACCGCUUUGAAGUGGGACGUUUAAAGAAAGUGACUGUUACCGAGGAUGAAAGGGGAACAGUGAAGGAAAGAAAAGAAGUGUUUGAGACACGCCCUCUGGAUAGUAUUUGCAAAGAGGCUUCUCAUGAAGAGAGCAGUUCCAAUGGCCAAGAGAUAGAAAAGGGUGAUGUUAAAUCUUAUAAGCAUCUUUUUGAAACGAUUCCUCUGAGCAGCAUUUCUCAUACUGAGAGUGAAUCUAUUGCCAAGCAGGAAGAAUUGAUGAAUGGAAACGUCAAGGACAACAGAGCUUUGUUUGAGACCAACCCUUUGUAUGCAAUUAAGGACAGCACUGGAAAUUACCAUGAAGUGACCACAGUAAGCCGGGAGCAGGUUAUCAAUGGGAAUGUCCAAAACUACAAGUGGAUGUUUGAGACAAGGUACCUGGAUCAGUUUGAGGAAGGAGCAGGGAAAGUUGAGAUCAUCAAAGGCAUCACCAGGCAAGAAGUGCAAGCUGGGGAUGUCAAGACAGCCAAAUGGCUUUUUGAGACUCAGCCACUCGGCUGUAUCCAUAACCAAAUCAAUCCGACGGAGGAACACUCAUCUGUCAAAAAGGAGGUUUCAGAAAAGGGGAAUGUCAGGACCUGCAGAUGGCUGUUUGAAACACAACCCAUGGAUAUUUUAUAUGAGAAAUCUGAGAUGAAACAAGAAGAAACCAUACCGAAAGCUGACGUGAAAUCCCACACUUGGCUCUUUGAGACCCAACCUUUGGACACCAUAAAAGAAACUUCUGAGCAGUAUUUGAAGGUAUGCAAUGUCUAUCAAGAUGAUGUGAAGACCGUCGAUGUGAAAACAGUAAAACAUCUUUUUGAAACAGAAUCGCUAGACAGUCUCGCUGAGCAAGGUGUUAGAUAUGUUAGCAAAGUGGAUGUCCAAUCAGGAGAUGUAUCUCGAGUAAAAGAAAUCUUUGAAACAAAGUCUCUUGACACAAUAGGUACAGCCUCUGUAAAAAUCAUAGAAGCUGAAGACAAAGAUGAAAGCAUCCAGUCGGGAUCGGUUCACAAGUUUACCUGGCUUUUUGAAAACCGUCCCAUCGAUACCAUUAAAGAAGUUGAAGAGACCAGUGAAAACAGGCAUGUCUUAAGCGAUGUUAAAGGUGGAGAUGUUGGCAAUAAAAAGUUUAUUUUCGAAACCUUUUCCUUGGACCAAAUUCACAAUGAGGACAAGGUGAUGGAAUACAAGUCAGUUCCCACCGAGGAGCUGCUGAAAAAGGGAGACGUGAAGUCCUGUACAAUGCUGUUUGAAACCCAGCCUCUGUACGCAAUCAGAGAUGAAGAAGGACAGUUUCAUGAAGUCACCACAGUAAAGAAGGAGGAGGUCAUGAGUGGGGAUGUAAGAGGUGCCAGGUGGAUGUUUGAAACAAAGCCGCUAGAUGCCAUUAAGCAGCAGGAUGAGAUUUUCGUGAUCCGUGCUGUCACACAGGAGGACAUUCAGAAGGGUGAUGUUAAAACAGCUCGAUGGAGGUUUGAGACACAGCCACUGGACUCCCUCACGACUGGAGAAAAGCCUCCAGUGAAGACCGUUGAAGAUGUCCAAGAGGGGGACGUACAGUUAAACAAACAACUCUUUGAAUCUCAAGAUGUCAACCAAAAGAAGUACGUGCGAAUGGUGAGCGUGAGUGAUGUUCAACAAGGGGAUGUGAGGACCUCAACCUGGCUGUUUGAGAAUCAUCCCAUCGACACCCUGAAAGGUGAAUUCCAGGAAAGUGCGUCUGUGCAAACCGUGCACAGAGAAGACAAUCAGAAAGGAGAUGUAAAGAGGUCUACGUGGUUGUUUGAAACACAGCCAUUAGAUGCUCUCAAAGAGUCUGAACCCAGUGUCAAGAUUCAGGAAGAAAUGCCCCGGGCAGAUGUGAAAAGUACAACUUGGCUAUUUGAGUCGACACCCCUUGAUAAACUUAGUUCAGUAAGCACCACUGAAACUAUGGAAAUGGUGGUGGAGAGCGUGAGAAAGACUUUACAUUGUCUCUACAACUUCAACGCAAUACGGUCCCAUGGUAUUGUUAUUGAAGCCAACAAAUGUCGGAGUGUAAAAAUGGCAAAGUAUCAGCUAAUAGAGAGUCAGGGCCCAGUGAUUCAGAAGGAAGAGGUUGUUGAAGGGGACAUUAAAGGAAUAAUGCUGCAGUUGCUGCACAGGACAAACGUAGAGCCUCAGGGAAUUCUUGUUAAAGAGGAUGAGCAGGGAAAUGUGCAAGUAACACAACUAGAGCUAUGUGUGAGCCAACAACAGUCCAGUGAAAAGACUGAAGGGGCACUGAUAAAGACAGAUGUAGCUCAAGCUAUUGACAAUCUUCUCAGCCAAGAUACAUCUGUGACAAAAGGAAUCCUAAUCCAAGAAACUGAAAGGGGUCAUGCUGAAAUGACCAUUUAUUCCCUCUUCAGUCACCAGGAAAGCAGGGCAGAAAGCCAAGAGAUCGUCAAAGGCAAUGUGAAAUCCACCAUUGGCAGUCUUUUAGCUACAACACAAGAGCACAAGACUGCUGCCUCAGUCAGGCUGGGUCAAAGCGAGAAAGGAAAUGUUCACUUAUAUAGGAGCUGCAUUGAGAAGGGAGACCUUAACUAUCUGAAGAACCUUCAGGAGGAAACCUGUGAGGAUGAUACUGAUUCUCCUCCCAAGGAACAGAUUGAAAUUGUCCAAGGGGAUGUGGAGGGUGCUAAAAGGCAUCUCCAUCAACAUAAAGAGCAGGUAGAGAAAUCAGUCAAGGACAUAGUACCAGGGAACAUUAAGUCCACCAAACAAGUGUUCUUGUCCGAAAAUGUGACAGAGCAAAGCAGUGUUCAGAAAGAAGAAAUCUUACGUGGGGACAUCACUGCUGCUAAGCAGUCACUAGGACAGGCAAUGAGUCAGCCAAUUGUUGUAGAAAAAGAGGAAAUUGUUUCUGGGGACAUUAAGGCAACACUGCAGUCCCUGGAGCGUGCGAAGAUUCAGAGCAAGCAGCUGGAACGUGAAAUCAUUGUUCCUGGAACAAUAUAUGAUAUAACAGUCCCACUGGAGGAAACAGGUUCCACUACAAAUGGGAAUGAGGCUGUAGUGCUUGUCACAGGAGAUACCUGUGCAGAAAAGCAUGGCAUAGAGCAGGGCAAUCAAGCAGCAACAUGUCUUGUAAUGGAAGAUGCACACAGUUCUGAUCUUCAGGCAGCAAUGCAAAGCCUCCGCCAGGCAACAGCUGAAGCAAAAACUGUCCAGCACCAUGUCCAAGAGAGGCACCAUGCAGUUUCUCAAGCCCAUCGAGAACAGCACACUCAACACGUUGCUCAACAGAAGACCAGUGUUCAGCAUGCAAGGACUGUGCAGACAUCCAUGCAGAUGCAAGAAACUGUUGAGCAAAAUAAACAACUUAGCAGUGUCACAAGGGUAGAGGAAUCUACCUGUGACACUGUGUCCUCCAAAAGCCAGCAGAAGAUAACAGCAACACAACAAAAGGUCAGUGAUUCUGUGGCGAUUCAUCCAAUUGGAGCUUGCCAGCAGAGUGAAGUUGCAAAGAGUGCAGAUAAUAAUAUUUAUGAUGGGGUUUCACAGCCAUUGGCUGCUGUUGUAAAUCCCUUUAUAAACUCAGAUUAUGAUGUGCAAUCAUCACAAGAAAAGUUAGAACAAGAAAUUGCUGUAAGAGGAGAUGUAAAGGCUGCUAUUAAAUCUCUGCAGAAUGCUGCAGCAGGGCAGAGACCAGUAGAUAAGGAAGAUGUUGUUCGAGGUGAUUUGCACGCAACUCUUCAGUCUUUGGAGAAAUCUAGCAUUAAUGUUUCUAAAGGAGACUAUAAAGCAGCUAUGAUAUACAAAAAUGCAAGACAGUCUUAUUCAGUUGGCACAAAGAAAAACGACACUGAAUCUGUUGUAGUUUCAGUACCUCCAUCUGACACUGAGCUUCCUCCUCCAGUUGCUGUGACUGACAGGGAAUGGCAGCCUUCCACAACACUGAGUGAUGCAACUGUAACCCACACCUGUAAGGAAAACAAAACUAACGACUCUACCAAUUCUUCCACAUUGGCGAAACAAAGAGUUUCACAGAUCCCUCCUCCUCUCCCUCCCAAGACUUGUGAAAAAGCACCAUCCCCUAAGCCAGCUGUUCCACCAAAACCAGAACACUUGGCUGCGGGCUCCUCUGCUGCACAAGCAAAGAGACCUAGUCCUCCACCAAAGCACCUUAGAGAAGACCAGCUAGCUCCAAUAAUUCCUCCAAAAGCCCAACGACAGCUGCCAGCAAAGUCCACUCCACCUCCUUUACCUCCUAAGCCUUCCUGCUAUCAGGAGACCACAAUGACCAAAUCUGUAGAAACAUCUGAAAAUGAGUCUUUCCGUGCCGAGGUCUCACGGAACUCCAAACACAUGGAAAUGCACUGUGAGGCGUCUGGGGUUCAGUGUGUCAUUGGAAGUGCAGCUGUUAGUACCAAAAAAGUCAUUAAAACCCCACUUCAGCUAGCAGAGGAGAAGUAUAAACACAGGAAGGAAGGCCAAAGCAAGGACAAUACUUCAAAUAAAGAGCUGACUCAGAAGUCAAAGCCUUCAACUGUAAACCCUGAGACUCGUGGUGAAGUAACUGAGAAGAUUGAGCAUGUGCCCCACAAAACCCAAGCCACUGAAGAAAUGCAAGGAUUUAUGCCAUCGUAUUCUGAUGAUAGCACAACCGCAAAUGAAAUGCAUCAGAGUUUUCAAACUGCUCUUAAGAGCUUUGGAGGAAGGAAGACUGGCUCUGUGCAUGUAAGCCCACCUGCUGAAACAAAUAAAGGUGUCUUUGUGACUGCUCCUGCAUUGCCAAAGAAAGUAAAGAUCUCCCAAGCAAAUGCAGCUAACAGAAUUUGUAAGUCAGAGGGAAAAAGAUGCACAGAACAAGAGGAGUCCAUUACACAACAGACGUAUAACCAGGCUCUACAGCGUACCACUGAAGAUACGAGCUCUAAGCAGGGCUCCAAGAUUCAGUCUGAAAUCCAUACACCAUCAGUUCAGGUGAACUUCAAUUGCCAGCCUGAAGAACAGAUUGAGCAACAAGAAAACAAGGUCGUUUUAAGAAAGAAGAAAACUGGAAGAGAGACUGAAGAUGAGCGACGCCAAAGACUGUCAUUCCACAGGGAUGAAAUAAUAAGAGGAAACGUCAGCGCAGCGAUGGAUAUUUUUGAAAACUUGAGGAAACGGGAGGAACUUCAGAUAAUUCUGUCAAAAGUUGAGGAAUUUGAAGGGGAGACUUUUAAGGUUGAUGUGAGAUCACUGAAGAACUUGUUUGAGAACGUACCUGAAUGGAUUGUGGUUCCCAGGGACAAGGUCAGGCAGAUUAAACCGAAAGAGCAAAAGAAGGUUGAAAGGAUUGAGCCAAAGAAAGAUGAUACAGAAAGCGCUUCUUCUGUGGAGCUUGUGUUUGAGGAUCUUGAAAGGGCAAGUGCGGAAAUAAUUCACCUGAAGGAACAAACAUUAGCAAGACUUAUGGACAUAGAGGAAUCCAUUAGGAAGGCUUUAUUUUCCGUCUCUAAUUUGAAAUCGGAGUCUGACAUUGCUGGGCUCUCGGGUCUAUUCAAAGAGUCUUUGGGAACCGAACAAUGCUCAUCCUCCUCCAGUAAUAUUAGAAAGAUUAGUAUCAGCACCAGCAAAGCCAAAACGGAAAAUACAAAGCAGGUCUCAGGAAGAAAUAGGGAAGAAGAUGUUGUGUUGCGGGGGAAAUCAGAACAGGUGCAAAAGCCCACACUAGAAAUCCCAACCAGUAAACCCCGAGCCAGUUCUCCAUCAUCACCUUCUUAUAUCUCCAUUCAGUCAGCCGCUAGAAAAACAAAGGUGGCCCCGUCUGAAAAACAAGGUGCGGCUGACUUAACACAAAAUAACUCUUCAAAUACAAGGCCCGCGGGGUGUGAGCCUAGAAAUGGUGACGUAGGCAGACAUUCAGAUCCUUUGCAGCAGGCAACCCUGAACAAUGUAUGUAGCCCACUGAACCCAAGAAGACAGAAAAGCGUGCUUGAGUUGAAAACGGUUCCCGAAGCCGCAGGAAGAGUUGGUACAAAGACCGUUACCGAAAAAUACGAAGAGACAGAUUGUUUUGGAAACAAGAUCAUUACAUCCAAGACCUCCACGACUGUCACCAAGCAGUCAGAAACGAACACCUCCUCCACAUACGAGGUGGUUGCCAACCCAGCUGUGUAUGAAGUCAUGACAUCCCCUCUUGUGAAAAGACCCCUUCGCCACUCAGCAGAAAACAGAGUCAAUGAAGGCGGUAUGGUGUGUGUUACGUUUGGUACACCAAAAGCAGGCAAAAAUCUGCAUUGAUAAUACUUUAGCGCAUAGGCUGCUAGAAGAUUCCUUAGAAUAUGUAUGUAAUCUUCUGACAUAUUCAUGUGUUUUAAAAUAUAUGCUGUAAAUGUUUUAGUUUCACUGAAAGAUAUGUUUCAUAUACUUUCUAACUUUUAUUUAAUAUAUGUUCUAUAUACUUUUAUUUAUAGACUUACAUGACGAUUUUCAUUAUGUUACGGGCAGCUUUUCCUGUAUCUUUUGUAUCGUUACAAACAUAUUAUUAAAUCUUUAAAAAUAUA